AUGCUUUCUGGGAUAACACUGGGAGCAGGAGGGUAUGUGCCCGACUUCAUUGAGAAUUCCUCUGUGUUGGAUUCUACUUCUGGUGUUGGAAAAUGUUCUGCUGCUCAGGAAUCUCCUGAGAUGUAUUGCAUGAGAAAUGGUGUUACAUCAAAGAGGUUGGAUGAUCGAGAGCUCCCAGGGGCUCAUGCAGCAGCUGAUACUUUUGAGCCUUUUGCCAUAGAUGGUUUGUCAUCAAGAUAUGAGCAAGAAACCGCGGGAUUUGAUAGUCAUGAGGAGGCAGCUCUACUGAGGAAUGAUGAAGAAGAAGACGGCUUUGUAAAUGGUUUUGGAGAUGAAGGAACAGUAUGGUCUAAACUUAACGACUCUUUAAUUACAAGUCCUGAUGUGACUUGUCCCUCUCCUUAUGAGAGUAGCAAGGUUACAAGUGAAGUACAUGAGGAAAAUAAGACUCCAAGAGGGGCAAGGAGCUGUAAAAGAGCAUCCAGCAACAAAGUGUUGCUCAACUUUAGCUCUCUGCAGUUCAAUCGAAGGAAAAGAACUGUGCGCAAACAGGCUCGCUCUACUGUAUGGGGUUUACUCGGAAGUGAUGCACCAACUUUAGAUCAGAACGUCACACUCAAUAUUCAUCCAGAAAAGCCUAAAAGGUCAAGAAAAUCAAGAGUUGCAGACAAAGGGAAGCAAGGAAAGAGUGGGAAUCAUAGUUCCGUAAAGUUAACUAAGGAACGAUGCAUCCCAACUGGCCCAAUCUCGUUGAAGGUCAAAUUUGGCAAAGAAAUCCUUAGCACUUUGAAGGUUAUGCCAAUAAGUGGCAGCACAGAGGAAGACUCGGAAGCUGAGAAAGAUUCCUUUGAUCCAUCCAAGACCAUUGAGGAUUUGUCCCAGGAACAGAUACCUGGAAUAAUGACUGCCCAGUCUUGUGUUGGAUAUUUAGAGAAAGCAUCAGAGAUGCAUCUUGCAAAUGCAGAAAGUAUUGGGGCCAACAUAGAUACUCCUAAUGAUCUUGAGGUAUCUCCGUUAGGGGUGGAGGAUGAUAAGGAGGUAGUGACAAUUGAAAGCAGAGUUUCAGAUUUAGGAACUUCACCCGAUUCCGAAGUCAUAAAUCCUACCCCAGACGCAGAUAUCAGUGAAAAGGAUCCUGAAAUCCUGUGUCAUGCCCUGAAUUCAACCACUUCAUACUUAGGCUCUGACAAUGACGUUACUUUUACGAAAAUAUGCAAGAAUGAUGGUGAAGAGAAGAGGAAAAAUUUUCACGAACAAACUGGUAAUGAUUGUGUGAGCGAUGAAGUUCCUAGUCCUGAAAAUUUAACCAAUAUUGUCGGAUCACCAAAAUCAGGGCAGGAAGAUAUAGUUGGUGAUGUUUCAUACUACAGUGCUGCUUCUACUUCAACGUCUGAAAGUGCAUCUCUUAACACAUUGCCUAUGGAAGGAUCUUUGGAAAAUCCUGUGCCUUGUUCCAGCAUGACAGAAUUAGCAAUUUCUAGUGAUGCAGCCAAAGAUGGAAGUCUGACUGAAGCCAAUCUUUCUCCCAAAUUUGCUGUUAAGCAGGAGUUGGUUAAGUCAAAUAAAUGUGGAACAUUGCUUUCUUGCUCAAAAGGGAAAAAAUUGCCCAAAAGUUCUAGUGUAAGAAAAGAAAAGAAGAGCAGUUCUGGAGCUCCUAAUCCAUCAAGCAAUAGAGGUAAAGCCACUAAAACAAAGAGCAAGAAAGAAAAAUCUUCGGGUAAGCAAAGUAGGAAGAACAAGAAAGAUUUCGAUGAGAUUCUGCAUGAAAUGGGAAACAGGGCUGAAACAGGUUUUAAUGCAAUAUCUGGUAUGGAAGAGCUUAGAGAAGCUGGUGGCAGAAGUGAAAGUGUAGUUGACAUUUCCAAGAAAAACACUGCAAGCCCUGAGGUUAUACAGCAAUUCAUAUCACCCAGCGCUUGGGUAAGCUGCGAUGAUUGUGGGAAAUGGAGGCGUAUUCCUGUUGCACUUGCAGAUCAGAUAAAUGAAACUAAAUGUAGAUGGAUUUGCAAGGAUAAUAUGGAUGAAGGUUUUGCUGAUUGCUCGAUUCCGCAAGAGAAGUCCAAUGCUGACAUUAAUGCUGAGCUUGAUAUAUCUGAUGCCUCUUGUGAGGAAGAUGAGUGUGAUUUGCCCUUGGAUUCUAGUCAAUCAAAGCAGAAGCAGUUGACUGUAACUCAACAGUCACCUUGGACACUUAUUAAGUCAAACUUAUUCCUUCAUCGCCGCCGUAAGAAUCAGCCAAUUGAUGAGAUAAUGGUAUGCCAUUGCAAACCACCUUCUGAUGGCCAAGCAGGUUGUGGAGAUGGAUGCCUUAACCGAAUGCUUAAUAUUGAAUGCAUAAAUGGAACCUGUCCUUGCGGUGACUCUUGUUCAAAUCAAAAGUUCCAGAAGCGCAGGUAUGCUAAGCUGAAGUCCAUUAAAUGUGGGAAAAAAGGAUAUGGUUUGCAGUUGCUUGAAGAUGUUUCUGAAGGGAAGUUUCUUAUAGAAUAUGUUGGAGAGGUUCUUGAUAUGCAUGCCUACGAGUCACGGCAAAAGGAAUAUGCUUUGAAAGGUCAUAGACAUUUUUACUUUAUGACGCUCAAUGGAAGUGAGGUAAUUGAUGCAAGUGCCAAAGGAAAUUUGGGCCGCUUUAUAAAUCAUAGUUGUGAACCGAAUUGCCGGACGGAAAAGUGGAUGGUGAAUGGAGAAGUUUGUGUUGGGAUCUUUGCUUUGAGAGAUAUAAAAAAGGGUGAAGAGGUGACUUUUGAUUACAAUUAUGUUCGAGUCUUUGGGGCUGCUGCGAAGAAAUGUGUAUGUGGUUCGUCACAGUGUCGAGGUUAUAUUGGGGGUGAUCCAGAAAAUGCGGAAGAAAUUGUUCAGGGUGACUCAGAUGAAGAAUAUCCAGAACCUGUUAUGGUAAGAGGAAACGGUAAUAUAAACCGGAAUCCGAGCAAAACAAUAUCCAGGACAAAGUUCCUGAAUGGCAAAGAAAUCAGACCUGAAAAGGAUGUUGCUGAAGCUGAUGGUCAGAUGGAUAGAGCUCUACCUGUUACUAAAGAUCUGAAUGUUUCCCCAGAAGAACAUGCUAGAGUAUCAUCGGGUGAAGAUAAAAUCUUUAUUGAAGGUUCGACAACUGCUAUGAUGUCCUCAGAGAAUACAAAGGAGAUUAGAGUCUCAAACAGAAGUUCAGGACUGCACGCUGUCAUUCAACUUGGAGAAAUUCCCUCACCAUCCGAUGAUAUAACAAGUGAAAAUACGUCUCCAGCUCCCGAAGAGUGCUCUGUGACAGAAAAAAGUAUAUCCAAACAAGGAUCAGAUGGAGAUUCACUUUAUAAAUUAUCGGAUGGAAUUGAUCUCUUGAAAGGAUCAAAAUCUAGUGUUGGGGAAGACCGAAUAGUGACCUUAAAGUCCCAUACUUGCACACACAUUUCGAAGAAAUCAACUUCAGUCAAGAAGAAAAAGGCUAAAACUGAUGUCGUGGAUGUUCAAAAAGCUCCAGAAAUAGUCAACAAAGUGCACACACUACCAUUUAGUCCUAAAAGGCUACUGGAAGCUAUAUCUAGUGGCCGUUUCGAAGCAGUUCAAGAGAAACUCAACCAGUUGCUUGAUAAAGAUGGGGGAAUAAGCAAGCGAAAAGACGCAUCAAGAGGAUAUUUGAAACUGUUGCUUUUAACUGCUACUUCGGAUGCUGGUGGCCAUGGUCAAGCAAUUCAGAGUAAUAGAGAUCUUUCCAUGAUCCUGGAUGCUCUCUUAAAGACAAAAUCCAAGACAGUUUUGGUUGAUGUAAUUAACAAAAAUGGCUUGCAGAUGUUACACAAUAUUAUGAAACGGUCUCGAAAGGAGUUUACUAAGAUACCAGUUCUCCGUAAGCUUCUCAAGGUGUUAGAGUAUAUGGCGUCAAGGGAGAUAAUUACAUCUGAACAUAUAAAUUGGGGUCCACGUUGUCCUGGAGUAGAGAGUUUUGUAGACUCGAUGUUGAAGUUGACCGAGCACUCUGAUAGACAGGUCCAUCAAAUUGCUCGAAGCUUCCGAGAUAGAUGGAUUCCUCGGUGUUUUAGAAAAUAUGUUGGCACAAACCGGGAUGAUUCAUGGAUGGAAUUUCACCGUGGUUCAAGCCAUGACCGGACAUCAGCCGUGCAUCCUAACUGGACUGAUUCUGCUCUAGGACCGUCAGAACCCAGUGAUUGUGUUGCAAAACCUCCUGUUGCAAUGAGUAAUUUUGAUACUAAAAUGCCAGAAGACUCCCCUGAAUCACGAAGUAAACGUAAGCGCAAGAGUCGGUGGGACGAGCCAUCCAAGGAAAUCUCUCCUCUGGGACCUGAAACAAACGGUUGUGAUGGAGCACAAAUGGAUGAGGAUCUUCCUCCUGGAUUUUGUUCCCCAGCGAAACGCCCACUGCGUGAACCUGAUGCUUAUUCAGAUGACAAUGAUCAUGUUUAUGAAAGAAUCGGUUGCGCAAAUCACCCUGGUGGUGUAGCAAUUGGACAUGUACAGCAAAGAUUUAUUUCCCGCUUCCCUGUUGCUUAUGGAGUGCCUAUGCCAGUUGUUGAGAAGUUUGGAAUUCAUGAAAGUGAAAUGUCUGAAAAUUGGAUUGUUGCUCCAGGUAUGCCUUUCCAACCUUUUCCACCAUUACCUCCAUAUCCACGCGACCGGAGUAAGUAUCAAGAAAUGGGCCAAGUUGUCCAAAAACCAGAACAGGAUUCUCAUAGUCAGGUAUCUCUUGACUUUCAUAACCAUCCAACAACAUUCGGGUCAGCAGUGGGAAUGGAUCUGGAUGGCUCAGAUCAAUCCGAUGUUCGGCGAGUUAGGGUUUCUGAUAAUUUGUCAAGGAAGUACUUUAGGCAACAAAAGUGGAACAAGGAAAUUACUGGAGGGCGUCGGAAUUGGAGGAAAGAUGAUUGGGGACCUACCUAA
Messenger RNA from Oldenlandia corymbosa var. corymbosa, 4890 nucleotides. Lineage: Eukaryota; Viridiplantae; Streptophyta; Magnoliopsida; Gentianales; Rubiaceae. The record is from the annotation of a GenBank genome assembly.